CUGUCCAGACGUAUAAAUACGGAUGAGAAAGUGUGGACCGUCAGACGCUGCAGCCUCCAGAGAAGAUGGACGCAGGACGCUGGAUGCAGACUCUGACCCUCCUGCUGGUUUUUAUCAGCGUGAAUGCAGCAGCACGAGGACCACUGGGACCAUGCCUGAUGUAUGCCCGCGACCUCUGGAUGCCAGGCCACAGAGGGGAGCACGGAGACAUGUGGGGCCACGGAUCAGGGAACAGAGGGGGUCACGGAGGCAUGUCGGGCCACGGGAACAUGUCGGGCCAUGGGGGCAUGUCGGGCCACGGGAACAUGUCGGGCCACGGGAACAUGUCAGGCCAUGGGGGCAUGUCGGGAGGUAAUUCAACAAGGCCACCAAUGACAGCUUGGCCACCAAUGACAGCUUGGCCACCAAUGACAGCUUGGCCAUCAAUGAAAUUCCAUGGAGUCAAAAUUCAGGUCCGUGAGACAAAGGAUUGUGUGACCGAUAAAGAGUGUCAAAAAGUCCUCAGCAAGCCGUGUAAAAAAUGGAUGGAUUGCGACCUGUUCGUCACUCCCUGCGCACGCAUGUACAAAAGCCAGCGAGUGUCCAACACAAGCCAUGACCGUGCGGUCGAGCACAACCCCACCUUCACCAUCUGCCUCGUCGGGAAGUUGAUGACCGAUCAUCACUGGUGGGGGGUGCUGAAGGUGGUUCAAGAAGAGGUGAUCGAGUGCGGCAUCCGUCAUCACAUGAUCAUGGACAAAUGUCCCGUGGACGCAGACAGGCACAUCAUGCAUGUCCUGGACAUGAUCAGGUCUCAUGAUGACGAUGACGAUGAUGAUGAUGAUGAUGAUUCCUGGUUCAAAAACGGCUCUGGCGCGCUCCACGGCUCCACCCUCAGCCUGCUCUCUGCCUGCAUCUUUUACCUGUUCGCUUGAUGGCAGGAGAAAUGAGCGGCCGCCACGUCGGUCGCUCGCAUGUAAGCCGAUCCUCAGCGAGGCCGUGUGAUUGGCCCGAUGAUGAAAUCUUUCCACUAAGGCCUUUAUGGGUGAAGGGCUUCAUUUUCCCAUGUAACCAAACAUGCUGCUGAAAACACAAAUGUGUGUACCAUCUAAAUGAAUGAAUGAAUAAAGACGGAAAUAUUG
Messenger RNA from Synchiropus splendidus (mandarinfish), 1121 nucleotides. RefSeq lists its product as uncharacterized. The coding region runs from base 66 to 914 and encodes 282 amino acids. NCBI's taxonomy places the organism in Eukaryota, Metazoa, Chordata, Actinopteri, Syngnathiformes, Callionymidae. The record is from RefSeq and is a predicted model, not a curated record. The transcript has 3 exons.